Molecule: messenger RNA, 1401 nt
Organism: Zasmidium cellare ATCC 36951
Lineage: Eukaryota; Fungi; Ascomycota; Dothideomycetes; Mycosphaerellales; Mycosphaerellaceae
Exons: 1
Coding region: 1-1401 (466 amino acids)
Molecular function (GO): coenzyme A diphosphatase activity
Source: RefSeq, a predicted model, not a curated record
AUGGCCGAGUCGAAGAAACAGGAGCCGCCCAGCAGCAUCAUACUACACCUCCAGAAUGUCCUCAAGGCUCUUACCAACGAGCAAUACCCAGACCUUGCUUCUCCAUCAGAAACGAAACGACGCGCCUCCGUAGCCUUCAUCCUACGCGUCAAGCCUAGCUACGCGCAUUGGCCCGAGUCCUCGACCCAGAAAUCUCCAGACCUCGAUUCCUACUUCGAGCAAGAAUGGGUACAACACGGCGAGCCAGAAGUGCUUUUUAUCAAGCGUGCUUCAAGAAAAGGAGAUCGAUGGACAUCACACAUUGCUCUUCCGGGGGGAAAGCGAGAUCCCACAGACGCGGAUGAUAAAGCUGCAGCGAUAAGAGAGUCUUGGGAAGAAGUAGGCGUGGACUUGAAUGAGUAUGCGGUGGAGUGUGGGAAUCUGCCGCAAAGGCUCGUGACGACGCAUUGGGGCAAGAAGCCAUUGCUGGUCUUGUGCCCGUAUGUCUUCAUGCUGACGCAGCACGAGAUACCACCGUUGAAGCUGCAGCCGAGCGAAGUCGCUGCGAUACAUUGGGUGCCAUUGAGGAGUUUGGCGAGCCCCAUACAUCGAACAAUCGCUUUUGAAGACGUUUCCAGUAGACUUGCGAACCAAGAGACGGGCGUGAAGAAGUGGAUGCUCAGCAUGAUCCUGGGCAAGAUGAUGUUUGCGGCUAUCAAUUUGGAGCCUACCGAGUCUUUGCACAGUGCCGAGUCACCAGUCGAACAACCGUUACAAGAUAAUCGCUACGCCAGACUUACAACAGUUGAUACUUUGAAGGAUCUUGGAUCUCGUGUCUGGCGCUCUGAUAUCUUCAACCAGUUCCCAGCUCCUCGCAAAGAUGGCCCAUUACUCCUUUGGGGCCUGACCCUUGGUGUGGUCUCCGACUUCCUCGACCUUCUACCUCCCCACAAUGCCCUCGAGCUAUGGACAUAUCCAACCUUCACUCCUCUAGACGUGCGCUUCACCAUCUGGCUCGCAACGUACCGCUUCAAGAACCGCAAGCGAGCAGAACUACAAUCCGGCGCCGAGUUCCGCGAUAUCAAGCCUUCCUUCGGCGGCGUGACUGAAUCCGGCGUUGGUGAAUCGACUGUCAUUGUGCCGCGCCCCUCGAACGGCGACGAGCGAGCAGACGAGACCGGACUGCAUGGCCUCGGAACUGGAUCUGGCGUGACUGGCAUAAAUCAUGGCAACAAGGCGGCGGUAGCGACGAUGCUUGAAGGGUUGGUUCAGCCCCUUGUCCGACUUUGCUUACCUGAGAUCUCUAACAGGGGCAGAUAUUACGAUAUUGUCCGGAGAGCUGUGGCGCUUGCCUUGGUUGGCAGGGUGAGUGCGGUUGUCGUUGCUGCUGUCAUUUUGUACAGACGAUAUUGGAAGCGGUGA